Molecule: messenger RNA, 1199 nt
Organism: Moneuplotes crassus
Lineage: Eukaryota; Ciliophora; Spirotrichea; Euplotida; Euplotidae
Source: the annotation of a GenBank genome assembly
AUGAAUAAUCCCAAAUCUAUAACCCAGAAGUUAACCGAGAUUAUUGAGACUAAGGAGUACUUGGUCACUAUGUACGUUUGUACUUUUGUAUGGCUGAUUUAUCUCCUAGGGGUCAGGAUGACCGAUGAUGGUAUAGGAGCGUAUUUCUGUUACUUUUUCUUCAACCUCUACUUAGCUGUUACCAAUCUGAUCUUCUUCUUGACUGCAGCUUCUGAAGUUACAAUCACAACUCUUAUCAAGAAAGAUCCUGUUGUAUCCCUAAAUGGAAAUCCCAACUUUGCUGGGAAUGGUCAUCCAAAUGUUUUUAAUAAUGGUAGUCAAAAUCCUGUAAACAAUGGCCAUCCAAAUCCUGUGAACAAUGUCAAUCCUAAUCCAGCUGCCAAAGGUAAGCCUCCUAUUGUAGUCAAUGGUGCUGACAACCAUGUUGCUGUUGUUCCUAUGAACAAUCAUGGUAGUGAAGAAGAGAAGGAUCCAGAACCUAAGCCUUCUACUGAGGAGAAUCCCACUUGGCUGUUGAUACUUUCCAUUUUCAUUGGAUACUUCUGGUAUGCUUUGUUCUGCUUGUUACAGAAAACUAAGGAGAAUACCAGAAAGCCUGACCGUGCCACAAUGAGAAAGCAUAUCUUGUUAGUAUGAGGUAUCUCUUCAUUACAGUGGUUGCUCUGCCUCAUCCUCCCAGUUGUAACUUUCAAAGGAAGCGCAGCAGGCUUUUGGCUAUCAUUCCUGUGGAUGAUCUACCUCCAAGGAUUUUGCUACACUGUUUAUUUCCAGACAAGGGCUUAUCUCUUUGAGGUCAAAUGGGUGCCAUACUUCUCUCCAGUCACUUGGCUCUUUAUGAUCGGAGGUUAUACAUCCAUGAUCUGUGGUACCAAUAAACAUAACCCAAACACGCAGGAAAAACCCGUAAAUCUAAGUGGAGCACCUCUGAAUCAAAAUGAAAUGUAUGGAAAUCAAUAUCCACCCCACCCUGUUGACGCUAAUGGUAACCUUAUAAUCCACCCUCGUGCUAACACUCUCGCAGACCUAAACGAUCAACGCCAAGCUAACGGCCCUGAACAACUAGACGACCCUGAACAAGACCCUCACCAGCACCCAGGCGUAAACAAAGAGAACAUCUUCCAUCCCAAGAACCAAGUUGCUCCAGACCAAUAAGAGUUUCACUAAGAAUUUUCACUAAGAAUUUUGGACUAAGACUCCAA